AAACCUGUAAAAAAUCUCACAUCGAUGCUUCACCUGUGGUCACAUGAUCUCUUAAGAAACGGAAUGUAGCAUUAAACUCCAAACACCUCUCUCUCUCUCGAGUCUCUCCCUCUUUCGCUUUUCUAUAUAUAUAUAUAUAUAUAGAAGAAUAUACUCGUUGCUUCAUUGUACUUACUUCGUCCUGGCCGCUUUCCUGUGGCCUGAUAAAUAGUUAGAUAUGGUUGAGGUGUGUGCAGGGAAAAUGACAGCCUCUAGGUUGAGGAGAUGCUGGCUGCUCUUCCUUGUUGUGCUUGUCUGCUGCUUGAGCUUCUCAGUGCAUGGCCAUAGAUCUUCUCCUCCUUCCGUUGGUGUUCACCGCAGGAAAAGUCAUGGUGGCGAUAUCGGUGGAAAACAUGGAGCGUCCAAGAGGAGAGGACACAGACAGAGUCACGGUGGCAACACCGGCGUCUCCGGUGCCGCUGCUGGUCGUGCUGAUGGCGGUCCGGGUCUUGGCGGCAGCGGGAAGGUCUUCAACGUCGUCGAGUUCGGCGCUGCUGCCAAUGGAGUGACCGACGACACCAAGGCAUUCCAGUCAGCAUGGGCAGCUGCCUGCAAAGUCGCAGGAUCGACUGUCCUAAUCCCGGCCAAGCAUGAGUUCCUUGUUGGUCCGAUCUCCUUCUCCGGACCUAACUGCCAACCUAACAUCAAUUUCCAGGUGGAUGGAAUUAUCUACGCGCCUGCCGACCGUAAGGCGUGGCGUGGGUUCGAAUUGCUUCAGUGGAUCCAAUUCACCAAGCUAAGGGGGAUAACCGUUACCGGACAGGGAACCAUUGAUGGCCGCGGAUCUGCUUGGUGGGGCGAAGCCAAGAUCCAAGACCCGGUUGAUGAUUAUAUUUCGACAGUAGAAAUCGCAGAGACAAGGCCAACGGCGCUUAGAUUUUAUGGGAGCUUUGAUGUGAGCGUGACAGGGAUCACCAUUCAAAACAGCCCACAGUGCCACCUCAAGUUCGACAGCUGCACCGGCGUGACCGUCACCAAUGUCUCCAUCUCCUCGCCGGCGACCAGCGCCAACACCGACGGCAUUCACCUCCAAAACUCAAAAAGUGUUCUUCUUCAUCACUCCAAAGUGGCCUGUGGUGACGACUGCGUAUCGAUCCAAACUGGCUCCUCCAACAUCAACAUCCGCAACCUAGAUUGUGGCCCGGGCCAUGGCAUAAGCAUCGGUGGGCUCGGCAGGGACAACACCAGGGCCUGUGUUUCUAACGUCACGGUCCGCGACAUCAACUUGUAUGGGACGAUGACAGGAGUUAGGAUCAAGACCUGGCAAGGUGGGGCUGGCUGGGUUCAAGGAGUGACAUUCUCUAACAUUGUGGUCUCUGAGGUCCAGUUUCCCAUUGUAAUAGACCAGUACUACUGUGAUAAGGCCACCUGCAAGAACCAGACCUCCGCCGUCGCCCUCGCCGGCAUCACCUACCAGUGGAUCAGGGGAUCCUACACCGUGAAACCGGUGCACCUGGCUUGCAGCGACAGCGUGCCGUGCAACGGCGUCAUCUUGAACAACAUACAGCUUCAUCCUGCGCAGGCGGCGCGGCGCAUAGCCCAGCCCUUCUGCUGGAGGUCAUUUGGGAUCUUGCAAGGCCCUUUGGAGCCUCCAAUUCCAUGUCUGCAAGUAGGGAAUCCAUUCAAGGGCCACAUCCAAUCUAGCAUGGAUAUGUGUUGAGCACUACCCUUCAUAUAUUAAUGCUUGGUUGGUUUACUAGAAAGGGAAGAGUUAAUAUGGAUAUGUUAAGUACCAUUUAUACACAUCUUGUACAUAUGAUAUGGCCUUCAGUAUUCUUUAGAUGGCCAGAGAGUGAGUCUCACUGGUAUUGGAUAUGGUUUGAGGGAGUUGUAACCUGCUAUAUAG
Messenger RNA from Nymphaea colorata (pocket water lily), 1885 nucleotides. Its product is annotated as polygalacturonase At1g48100-like. Gene Ontology annotation, biological process: carbohydrate metabolic process. The transcript is spliced from 6 exons. The record is from RefSeq and is a predicted model, not a curated record. The coding region runs from base 218 to 1699 and encodes 493 amino acids. Gene Ontology annotation, molecular function: polygalacturonase activity. Lineage: Eukaryota; Viridiplantae; Streptophyta; Magnoliopsida; Nymphaeales; Nymphaeaceae.